This is a messenger RNA of Choloepus didactylus (southern two-toed sloth), 6483 nucleotides long. It is a transcript of the gene SPATS2, whose product is annotated as spermatogenesis associated serine rich 2. Gene Ontology annotation, molecular function: protein binding. The coding region runs from base 407 to 2047 and encodes 546 amino acids. Lineage: Eukaryota; Metazoa; Chordata; Mammalia; Pilosa; Megalonychidae. Gene Ontology annotation, cellular component: cytoplasm. The transcript is spliced from 13 exons. The record is from RefSeq and is a predicted model, not a curated record.
GCGGCGUCCGGCUCUGGGAGAGCUGGGGGAGGAGCUCGGCGGCGGCGGCUCUAGAAGAGGAGGAGGAGGCGGCGGAGGAUAUCCUUUCCUCUUCUCAGACCCUGGAGCGUCCCGGACGCGGAGCCCGGAACUUGGGGGACGCGGCGACUGCGGGGGCCCGCGAUAGAAUCUGUCUUGAGAAAAGAGACAUGAAUGUCUGCAGCAAUUUUUCCUGACAAGAAGGUGAUACAGGAGAACGGAGAUAACAGCUAGUGAGCAAAAUUUCGAAUAACCAGGAUUUUGCAUUUGUCCCUUCCAACCACAGACUUCUGCUCAUUUUUAAAAUUAGAGAUAAUAUCAACACUCAGAACCAAGACAAGGCAAAAGGAUUCUUUUCUUCUGUAUUUUUAAUAUCAGCGAACCUGCAAUGUCUAGGAAACAAAAUCAGAAGGAUAUAUCUGGAUUCAUAUUUGAUUUGCAGUCCAAUACUGUGCUGGCCCAGGGAGGAACUUUUGAGAAUAUGAAAGAGAAGAUAAAUGCAGUGCGUGCAAUAGUUCCCAAUAAGAGCAACAAUGAAAUUAUCCUGGUUUUGCAGCACUUUGAUAAUUGUGUGGAUAAAACAGUACAAGCAUUCAUGGAAGGUAGUGCCAGUGAAGUACUCAAAGAAUGGACAGUAACAGGCAAGAAGAAGAACAAAAAGAAGAAAAGUAAACCAAAACCUGCAGCAGAAGCAAGUAACACUGUCCCAGAUUCCAGUAAAUCAGUUUCCAUUCAAGGGGAGCAUGCUGUGCCUUCCUCAGAGAAAGGUGGUGUUAAUGGUUACCAUGUGAACGGUGCCAUCAAUGACACUGAAUCUGUGGACUCACUCAGUGAAGGUUUGGAGACACUUUCAAUAGAUGCCAGAGAACUAGAGGAUCCUGAGCCUGCCACACCAGAUAUGCUGGGUAGAACAGGAUCCAUGCUGGAGAAUGGUGUCUCUGAUUUUGAGACCAAGCCUUUGACUAUGCACUCUUCUCAGAAUUCGCAGCAAUCCAGGAAUGCUGCCAAAUCUCUCUCAAGACCAACCACAGGACUUCAGCUUUCCAGUCUGGGGAUAGAUGGUGUUCCACUCUCCUCUACUACCAAAAAGCUAGGUUCCAAUAUCGAAAAAUCUGUAAAAGACCUCCAGCGCUGCACAGUCUCUCUUGCACGGUAUCGAGUUGUAGUUAAAGAAGAGAUGGAUACCUCUAUUAAGAAAAUGAAACAAGCUUUUGCUGAACUUCAGAGCUGUUUAAUGGACCGGGAAGUGGCGUUGCUUGCUGAAAUGGACAAAGUGAAAGCUGAAGCAAUGGAAAUUUUGCUCAGCCGACAAAAGAAAGCCGAACUUCUGAAGAAGAUGACUGAGGUGGCUGUUCGAAUGUCAGAGGAGCAAUUGGUUGAGCUCAGAGCCGAUAUUAAACACUUUGUUAGUGAACGUAAAUAUGAUGAAGAUCUGGGACGAGUAGCCCGGUUCACCUGUGAUGUAGAAACCCUAAAGAAGAGCAUUGAUUCGUUUGGACAAGUGUCCCAUCCAAAGAACAGCUAUUCAACCAGAUCCCGUUGCAGCUCAGUUACAUCUGUGUCCUUGAACAGCCCAAGUGAUGCCUCUGCUGCUUCCUCUUCCACCUGUGCCUCUGCUCCCAGCCUUAUAAGUGCUAAUAAGAAAAACUCUGCACCAGGAGAGACUCCUGCAGCCAUAGCAAACUCCAGUGGCCGGCCCUAUCAGCCUCAUCGGGAGGCAUUGCCGGGGAACAGACGAGGAGGACAAGGCUACAGGCCACAAGGCCAAAAGUCCAACAACCCCAUGAACCAAGGGCGACAUGACAGUGUGGGUCGUUACAGAAAUAGCUCAUGGUAUUCAUCUAGUUCCAGGUAUCAGAGUGCUCCACUCCAGGCACCAGGAAACAUAAGUGAGCAGGGCCAGGCUCACUCUGCAGGGACCAGUGGAACUGGAGCCAGCAUGGAGCCUAGCCAGGCCAAGCCCUCAUUCAAAAAGGGGCUCCCCCAGCGCAAACCCAGGACCGCUCAGCCUGAAGCCAUGAACUCUUGAGGGAAAUUCAAAUUGACUCCACUCUUCUAUCCCACACAAUUCAACUUGAUAACUGGACUUUAGAAGACGUAUAGUUAGAUUUAAUAACAAAAAGAAGUUUAUGCAUAUCACUUUUUGUGCCAUUCUAAAUAUUUUUGAUCUUCUCAUUUCCUCCUUAACCUUUUUAAAGGGGAAGCUGUCUUUUCCCAUGACCUUUCCCAGUGAAAAGGUGAUUCUGAUUGGCCAUUUCCACCAGGAAUGAGAGAUAACUGUUGCCAGGUUUCCCAAGAGUAAGCAGCGCUCUUCCCAGUGCAUCAGGCCUUUCAGUUGCCCAAAGAGGCCUUACUGAGCAACUCCCCACUGUUUAGGCUGUCUCUGAGGGAAGUGGAUCAGAGCUACCCUGUUGCCUUUUCAGUCUAGGCAGAAGCCAGAAAUGCCUGCCAGGUUCCCUCUAGACAGUGUGACUAGGAAAGACAGUGAGGGGACUGUGCUCUGGAUUAGCCAGAAAAGGGAAAAUUUAAUUGGUGAAAAAGAGAGAACUCUAGGAAACAUUUGAGAAUUUGCCUCUACUCUCAAAAUGUUUUUUGAGAGAGAUUUGACACUCAAUUUGAGAUUUGACACUCAAAUCAGGGUUUCAGUCCCCAACUUGGCACUGUAGCUUAACCUGCAGUUUCAUCAGAAUGCCCAAAGCCUGGUUUCCUAUUAUCUUAGACUGCAGACCAGAGAAGUCUAUGGGAAGGUAGCAUUUAAUUAAACAACAACAAAAAAAUUUCUCUGUUUAAAUGUUUGGAGAUUUUUUUCUUUUCCCUCUUCCCUGAAUUCUGUUCUUAUCCUGAACUAAAUUUAUAGCAAAAUAAUUAGUGUUAAUCUAAGGUGUUACCCAUCAAAAAAUUGCUGCAGUCUUUAUAGUUAAAUGAAUAAAAACACUGCAUAAAUGUUCCCACAUUUGUUUCAUGGCAGCAAGUGAUUUCAUUUCAUUAUCUGUUUUUCUUUGGGCCUCAUGGGGUAGAAGUCACUUGGACAGCUUGUUCUGGGCUUAAAUGAGGGUGUCUGAUUCCCAAGUCAUUUGUCUGCUGGUUAGCGUCAAAACCAAAUUAAAAUGUGAAAGGCAAGACGAGCAAAUGCAGCUGUUCCUUGUGGGAAAGGAUUGUAGGACUUUCCAAAGGAGAGCUUACCAAUUUCGAAAAACCACAGCUGCCAGCAGCUCUCCCGGGCAACCAAAGGUUAUAUGGGCACCCUCUUCCCCACUCCCUGUCCCUUGACAGGAGUGGUGAGUGUAACAAUAUAAUUGGGCUUCUGUAUGUAGCAGGUGGCAUUGGUGCCAGACCCCUUCACCCCACACCUGCCUCCAGCAUCUAUGAUUUAAUAACAGCAGAGCUUUUUCUUUCUCCAUCUUAUGUUUUCCCAAGGCUGAAGCCCAGACUGUAAGUGGCAGCCAUGCAGAACUUAGCUGCCUCAGGGCUUCCCCUGGCUCUUUGACUGAAGCUGAGCUGCCAGGGUUCAGGUUUGCUGAACAUAUUGAGUGUGUGUGUGCACGUGUUUGUCGUGCAGUAAAGAAAACACUAGUUAAAGAAUCCUGGGAAGCCACUUUCCAAGGGGCUGAUAACCUCACUUUGAGGAAUUUGUCCAGUACCACCAUCAGUCUUCUGGGUGCCAGGGAAAAAAGCUAACCUAUCUUUUGUAGGAAAUCCAGAGACAGAAAUGACCUUGAAGGAUUAUGUGGUCUAUCCCUAUAAACAGGGAAGACUGUAUGUAACCCAGCCAGCCAAAUGGGAACCCACAUGUUUAUCAAAACCUCCUUAAAGUUGGAAUUAAAAUCCCCUUAUAGAAAAAUACUUGAAGAUUUUUUCCUAUGCCACAAAAAGUUUAAAAAUUCUGAAGUUUUUUUUUUUUUGCAUUUUUUAAAUUACAAAAGUAGUAUUUAAAAUAUUAAAUAAUACAGAAAUGUGAAAACAGAAAGGAAAAGUUUUUCACUUUCCCAUUCCACUCCUCAAGGGUACCACUGUUAAUAAUUUGGCAUACAUCCUAGACCUUUUUAAAAGUAUAUAGGUGCCUAUAUGCAUGGAUUUUUUAAAAAUAUUGUUUCAUGCUUUCUGUAAUUUUAAAAAAUUUAAUAUGCUGAAGUCCUCAUUCAUAUAGGAGCUCAUGCAGAUAUUCUACUCCUAAAUUUGCCAGUUUGACUUUUCUUCAGUGAAAAGAAGUUAGGAGUUAGGUUUACCUAAGUCUGAAUUUUGCAACAUGUUCCUUGCUCUCCAUAAUAUCUCUGGGUUUCCCAAAGCCCAAAGAUGCCCUACCUAACCAUCAUUCACUCUUUCUUUUUCUAUUUCCCUUUACAGACAAAUAAAUGCCUUGACCUUCCCCAAUCUAGACAUUGAACUGGGACUUCUGUUGCUUAGUCCUGUCAAUUAAUUAUUUGCCACUUGAGAGGUAAAUUUAAAUUAACAUGGCUUCGUUAUGAACAUCAAGUAUUUCCUAGACCCUUAAUUUGUGGCAAUUUUUAAAUCUCACUUUUUAGAAAAAGUAAUACAGAGUAUUGUUUGUUUAAUAUAAAUGGCUACAUGGUGGAAAGUAAAAAUCCCUCCUUUACCUUGUUCCAAUCCCCCCAAACAAUCAUUGGUAAGUUUCUUGUAUAUCUUUCCAGAAAUUUUCUAAACCAAAACAAGCAAAUACAGUUUUUCUUUAUUUUACAUAAAUGGAAAUCAUAUUAUGCGUACUCUUAUACAACUUGCUUUUUUCACUUCUGUUUGUAGAACUAGGUGGUGGUGGUAGGGUUGUUUGUUUUUAAGAAAAAGCAGUAUAUACAAAUGGUAAAAUGUCCAAAGAGUUCAAAAGAAUAUAUGAUGAAAAGUAAUCCUCCAUUCCACUCUGGACCUUUGCCUCCUCCCCAGAAGCAACUACUGUUAAGUUUCUUCUGAAGAUUCUCUAUCCUUGUACAAGUAUAGAUGAGAAAUGUAUACUGCUUGGACCUCCUUCCAUGUCGAUAAAUAUAAAUGUACCUUACUCUUUCUGUAGUUGCAAGUUAUUCCUUUGUAUAGAUUUAUCAUAAUUAGUUUAACAAGUAUCUAAUGAUCAUUUUCAGCUUUUUGCUAGUACAAGUAGUGUUGCAAUGAGCAUUCCAUAAUACAUGUAUCAUUCCACACUGUGAGGGUGUAAUCUUUUAGAUUAAUUCCUAGUAGUGGAAUUGCUAAGUAAACGUGGAAUUGCUGGGUCAUAUAAAUAUGGAUUAAGUUCUCUUAAAGCUGCAUGGAUUUACACUGUCUCAUCAACAGUGUUUGGUAGUGCUUUGUACAGCCUUUGAGCUGGAAGUUUGGGAGAGAAAGAUAACUAAAACACAGGACAUACAGGAAAAAGUCAUAUAAGUUAAUACUGUUGCUUGAAAGAUCCAGGCAGUCCCUUGUGAGUGAAGUGAAGGAAGCAUCGCUUUAAGGGCAGGGUCCUCUGCCUGACCCAUGGCCGAUGGCUGAUCAGGCAUUUGUUCAGUGGUUUAUAGAUACGGUCAUCUCAUAAUUGCAGAAUCCCAAACCAGAGUACAAUCUGGUGAGUAUGAAUGUGUGUAUGGGAGAAAAUGGGAUAAAAGGUUUUAGGUUGGUUGUGGUCUGGAAAACCCAGGGUGCAUGAUUGUCAAUCUGUGAACUAACCUACAUUCUUGAGGGGGUCAUUAGGGUAAUGACUUGUCCCUGGAAAUCCUGCCAUUUGACUGGAUGAAAUGAAGGUCUGCCUUUCUGGUGUAUAGGGGUCACCCCACUCUAUUGUCCCACCUGCUGAAGAUUGGUAUCUCUAUGACAGUUGAUUUCAUGAAAAGGAAGAAACAGGUGUCCAAAAUGGCACAUGUUUGAAGAUCACCAACUGAUACAGGGAACUAUUUUAUCACUUUUCUCCAGUGAGUUCAGGGUACUGGCCCAGUAAUGCUGCUAACCAGCACAAUAUACAUUAAAAUUAAUGAAGCUUGAUUCUUGGUUGUUUUAGCCAUAGGGGCACAUUCUUUUGUUCAGACAUUUAUUGAGGCAUCUACUGUGUGCUAGGCACUAUGCUAAAUCCUGAGGUGAAUUAAAAUGGGAGACUGUUCUAGCUCUUUCCUCAAGGAGCUCUUCUUAAACCUUUAAAAGCUCUGUCUUGUGGCCAGGCAAUAUGGUAGAGUGCAAGGACCCUGGGCUUUUGAGACAGAUUUGACUUCCAGCUUCACAACCUUGGUAGCUGUGUGACUGACUGACCUUGGACAAAUAACAUCUUUGAACCUCUUCCUGAACUGUACAAUGGAGGGGCAUGAGGAGGUAUCUAACCAGAGGCUGCAGAAUACCCCAAGUGUCUAAGCUAAUCUUUGAUAAGUUGACUGUUCUCUCACCAUAACUCCUUGCUUUUCUGUCUCCUUCUGUGUUACAGUGUAUGUAAAAAAGACUUCCCCUAUCUCCUGCCAUACUGAUUUAUUAACCAAAAAAUAAAUGCAAAACUUCAGUAAU